UCUUUUAAAGAAAACAAUUUUUAAUUUUAAAUCUUCUUUGAACGUCCUACAUCUGGAAUUUUUCUUCUUCAUUCGGAAAAAGAAAACUAUUAGAUGUGCUUAAAGGAUGGUUAGCUUUGGCAAACGCGGCUCAGAAGAGGAAGUGGAAGGAAGUGAAUUGGGCAGCAUUCUGCAUUGCUGUGUUCUUAGCAGGGUCACAUAAGCCAUGCCUGGAGCAUAUGAAAUCUGUUGUAUUUGCUGAUUUUGGUUAUUUAAACUGUUGGCAGAAUAAUGCUUACAGAGUGGCAGUAUAAAUAAAAGAUAAGAGUAAAGAAAACAGAAGAUAGGUGGAAUUUGGUGAGGCCAGGCAGGGCUUAGAUACAUGUGUUCAUGUGGGAGAGAUUCUCUAUGCAUCUUCUUUGUUCGUCCUUUCUCAACAAAGGGGACUUCUAAGCAUUGAUCCAUCUGCGUUUACUGCAACAGCAAAACAGCAGCUAUGCUGAAAGCUUGCAAGGAGUUAAGCAAGGGUCUCUUAAAGCCAUACAGAUGUUUCUGGAAUAAUAGCUCUGUAUACAAAACUAUAUUGAGUGGUAAUUGUCCAGCCUCCAAAUACAUACAAAUGCUGAAUAAAUCUAGAUAAUUUAUGUAAACGAAGUAUUUAUUUGUAAGAUUAAAAGUUCUGUAAAGAGUGCGUACCUAAUCAAACAUAAUCUGGGCCUUAAAAAGUCUCCACCAUGGAUAGUGUUGAAUCUGAUUUAUGAUCUGAGUAGCCCACAACUCAGUAGGACAUUUCCACCACAGUACCUGUCUCGAUUAAAACCAGCAAGCUUCUGCACUAAAGAUAAAACUAUUCUUUUACUGCAAUCAUCAAAAUGCCUCAAAAAAACCCCACUUAAAUUGCUCAGUCCAUAUCAAAAUGCACCUAUGAACUACAACUUAUUUAAUGAAAAGUUGAGCAUACAAGUUGCCUGAGUGUUUUUGUUACUUCAGUGUAUUUCACAAAAGGGUGAUUUGAUACAGCAGAGAUGCUGGGUUUACAGGAGCUGCAACAUCAAAAGGGAACUUUUCAGAGGUUUGGCAUUUUUGAGGUACUUGCAAAUAAUCUCUUCAAUAAUUACCUACUAACAGCCUUCAUCUAUUAAUUUUUUAGGCUAACAGAUUAGGGUCUCUGAGUGUUCAUUGACAUGAGGGGAGCACACAUGAGACCAUUCAAAGACAUGGUUAAAUCAAUGGGUCCAUUCAGAUAUUGAAAGUGAAGGGGGUCUUAAAGUCUCUAGGACACCAUAUGCUUGCUAGUUUUGCAAUAUUGAGACAUGAAGUAGGAUAAAGAAGAACAAAACUGAGGAGAAAUUUACAGUAAAAAUUUUCUAAAACAUUUACACACUCAUAAAGGCAACAAGAAGAACUCCUUCAUUGUACCAUUGCUGAAUAGAAUGGCACGUGCUUUCCCCACACCAAAAGUUCAGAUAUAGCAUUCAUUUUUGAUCACACAUAUAAAACGUGGAAUCACCUUAUUGCUUGGUGCUUUCUUGCUACAGUUUAUUGAUACACUAUGGAACCCUGAAAGUAAGAUAACUGAAUCUUUGCAGUCAUUAGCUUUACUCUGUUACCCCCUAAGUGCUGGAUGUGUUCAGAACUAAAUAACUUUAGGAGAUACUCAUUAUAAAUUUUACUCUAUUUCUGCCAUUAAUGGUAGAACAAGCUACAGCCCUUGAUUUUUCCAUGUUCUUUCUUUUGUUAUGUAUCAUAUGUCACCUUACCAAACAAAUUGACAAAUGUUUGCCUGUAAUAGCUUACCAGUACCUACAAAACAUAAAAUUAAUUUAUAGGCUUCUUUAUUAUAAUUUCUUUUAGACGGGAGUCCUAGGAAAGGGCUCCAAGUUGCCAUGCUGACAGCUGUUCUUGUUCACUGCCCAGGGCCAUACACUCGUGGGACAAUGAAUACACAGAAGACAGUUAAGAUCCCACAUUCUGCAUAAAUCAUCAUAAUCGAUGAGCCUGCAUGCGCAGGCUAUAGUCAACAUUCCCAGCCUGUCUCAUCAUUCUGAAAUCCUGCUACUCAAAAGAAAAAGGAUUAUGAAGAGGAUCAUGAAGGCAAUUUCCCAGCAUCUCAUUUAGAAAUUUUUAAGGUUAGCCGUAUUUUUUCACACUGACUUCUCCAAUGCAAUUCUUGUAUUUGUAUUUCUUGAGUAUUAGUUUCUUUAGGUUGGGAGGGGCCUCUGGAGGCCAUCUGAUCCAACACUCUGCUCAAAGCAGGGCCACUGUAGACCAGUUUGCUCAGACUGUGUCUAGUCAAGUUUUGAACAUCACAGAGGAUGGAGAUUUCACAGCCCCUCUGAGCAACCCGUUGCAGGGUUUGACUGACCUGCUUAAAAAUUUCUUCAUAAAUAAUAAUUUCAGUUGUUGCAGCUUGUGUCCCUUGUCUCUUGUCUUUUCACUGUGCACCUGAGGGGAGCCUGGGUUUGUCUUCUGUGUACCCUCACAUCGGGUAGCUGAAGGCAGUGAGUGUGACACCAAGUGGCUGAGCACAAGUGGCCAGGGCAGUAUCACACAGACUUGAUGAGAAGCUUCUAAAAGAUUUGCAGGCAGCUGAAAGCAACUGAGGAGACUGAAACAUGCACAUAGUUGGGAACUGCUGCCCAGUUGGGAAGCCCCAGUCUAGAUGUGCAGAAGGAAAUUCUUCAUCUUACAAACAUCACUGACGUGCCACCUAUUCAGCAUAGCCAGGGAAGCAGAAAACCAUGAAGUUAUGCACUGAAAUCCCCUCAAAGAGAAUGAACAGAGCAGGUCUUUCAGAACCAACCCUUAAUAUUUUAUUGACUAGCAAGUGACUGGAAAAAUAAGUCAGAGAGUUUCUGCUAGUUGUAAAUGAGUGAUAUUUCUCUUCAUCUGCCUGUCUGGACCCUAAUAACUUGGUUUUUUUCAGUAGGUGGUUCUCACUCUUAAACUUAUGAAGUGACAGUGAGCUUCUCACCUUCUGUGUGGCAUAAGUUCCUUCAUUUGCAUUCCUGUUCCAGUAAAACCUCUUAGCUUACUUUUGCCCGCUCUGUAAAGGCACUGCUCAUGGAAACUAGGAAAGGUAGUAAGUAGUUUUUAAAUAAUAAAGAAUUAUUUUUAAUUUUGUUUUAUAGCACCAUCCUUGGUAUUUAUUUAUGGAGAAACAAUAACUAGAAUGAAAUUAAUUUCAUUUUCUUGAUCACUUACAAGCCAAGCAAGAUAGCAUUGGGAUGUUAAAGCUAUAGAAACAUAAUUUAUGCAUUAUACAAUAAGCUGGCUUCUUGUGCUUCACUUCAGAAUUGAAUAACCUCACAGUUAAUAGGAUUACAUAUUAUUCCAAGAACAAGAACAGGCCAGUCUUACAGAAGUGAGUGAGCCAGGAAAAGGUAUGCAUCAAUGCCCCUCCUUUUCUGUUCUUUUGUGCUCUGUCAUCAUGUUGUUCUGCACAAAUGCAGUACUGACAAACGUGGCCCCUCACCCACAGUCAUUUUCUUUGGUGGCAGUAUUACUGGGAAGCAAACUCAUCUGUGACAUGCAAAAAUAGUCAAUCAAAACAUGCCUCUCAGUGAUCAAUGUUUCCAGCCAGUCUGAGCUGUGUCUUCUGUUUAGACUGAUGCUUGAUUUUGGACAGAGAAGUUUUAACCUCUGUUUUUGACCCUGUUGCACAUAGUUUGGAGUAAUACCACUACCCUGCAUCUGUGCUUGUUCUGGUGCACAUUCCAGGGAACUUCUCUGUACAGAACUGCAUAGAGAACAUGCUACAGCUAGAUAUGCUGUCACUUAGAAGAAAAGCCUAUUGUAGUUUCCUCAUAUGGCUCAAGUCUUGUGCAGUUUUCCCUGGAAGUUGAUCCCAUGAGCAGUAAAUCUGUUACUUUUAGAUUUUCAGCUUAUACCAUUUGGGUUGGGGAAGGAAAAAAACACAACUGUUUAAUGUAAGGACCACUGGCAACCAUCUUUCAGUGGUAGAUGUUGCUACAGGUACAAUACAGCAAGGUAAAUUACCAAUAUAUAUGUUCUAGGUGCUGGAGGAGUUUGGGGAUUCCUCUGAUUCCAUCUUGGGAGGAACAUACACAGGAAGGUACAGUCCCAGGAGUGACAUGAGUAGGAUAUUUUAAACAUAAAAUUGCACAGAUCAAAGUAGAACUCUCCUGUGACCUCCUCACCUCAAGGGCCUGCGUUCAACAGAACCAAUCCCAGUUCCCAGCCAGUUGCAUAUACCACUGAAGGAAAAUGAACAUACUGAACAGCCACCACUUUUUGUACUUUCUGCCUACUACACGCCUUGUCAUCUUAUUAGCAGCUUUGACAACUGCUGAGGAUGUGACUAAUAGCACUUUCAACCGCACUGACAUGAACACGGGAUCUGUGCCUGUGGUGAUCUCCCGUAUCGACCAUAUUAUAGUCAAGGAGGGGAGUAGUGCCUUGAUCGACUGCAAUGUCCAAGGUAGCCCUAGUCCACAUUACCGAUGGUAUAAUUCCAAUGGCCACCUUCUCCAAGAGGAGGAGAAUAAAGCAGGAAAGUGGUGGUUUCUUGACAAUGGGCUACUAAACAUUACCAGCGUGUCUUUUGAAGACAGAGGUAAAUACACGUGUGUUGCAUCUAAUACAUAUGGCAGUGUUAACAAUACCGUGACGCUGAGGGUUGUUUUUACCUCCGGAGAUAUGGGAAUCUAUUACAUGAUUGUCUGCCUUGUAGCUUUUACCAUUGUUAUGAUACUGAACAUUACUCGGUUAUGUAUGAUGAGCAGUCAUCUGAAGAAAACAGAGAAAGCAAUCAAUGAAUUCUUCAGAACAGAAGGGGCAGAGAAACUCCAGAAAGCCUUUGAGAUUGCGAAGCGUAUCCCAAUUAUCACUUCAGCCAAAACGCUCGAGCUUGCCAAAGUAACCCAGUUCAAGACCAUGGAAUUUGCACGCUAUAUUGAAGAGCUUGCUCGGAGCGUACCUUUGCCACCUCUCAUCAUGAACUGCAGGACUAUUAUGGAAGAAAUUAUGGAGGUUGUUGGUCUGGAGGAGCAAGGACAGAAUUUUGUACGGCAGACGGCAGAAGGCCAGGAAACCACUGAAACAGAUGAGCUGUAUAUGAUCCCGAACGCUUUGAAGCGCAGUGACUCUCCCACAGCUGACUCUGACGCAUCGUCACUGCACGAGCCACCUCAACAGAUUGCAAUAAAAGUGUCAGUUCACCCAUUGUCCAAAAAGGACUGCAUGGACGGUCAGUCACAGGAAAGCAUGCAGUUGGACACCAAGGAAGAAGACACUCCUCAAACACCAGCACUUCCUGCAGAGCCCCCUCCUGAGCCUUCUGCUGAACUCAGUUCUGAUGACACAACAUUGGCAAAUGACAAAAAUACAUGCGUUAUAUAUGAAAGCCAUGUAUGACAGUUACUCCUGAAUCUAUGCAUAGCAGGAAAAUCAGGUGGAGCUCUUUUAAAAAUACAUAUUGUACUUGCCGCUAAGCCUUACCUGGAGACUAUCAUAGCAAAAGCAUGUAUGUGGAUUAUUUGGCACUUUCUUCUCAGUUUGACUUUAGUUUACCAUGAUGUAUGGCAGAUUAAUUGCUAUUACAUUAAUAUUAAUUGCUCUUUUCAAUUAGGAGUAUUUCCAAGAAACAUUUACCUCAGCAUUUUCUAGGCUGGAGUCACCUGUCGUGGCCUCCUGGAAGUCAUUGGUAGUCUGAUGUAGGACACUUGAACUUACUAAACAUAAAACUGGUUUUCAUUUUCCUCCUUCAUUCUCCUUAUUUCUAUCUGUUGCAUUUUUGCAAAUAUUAUCUUGUGAAUUUGAAAUACUGCCCAAGAGGCAGCACUCCAGUAGCCAAAUAAAAUCCUAAUAGAUCCCACUUACAAAGCCUGUUUGCUCAGCUGCAUUGUGAUUUAGAGGGCUAUUAAAGAAAGUUAAAAUGUUUCCAUUUCAUUUGAGACCACACUGCUUAAGCACAUGAGAAAUAGUUUUCCCUUUUCCAUGGAAUGAAGAUGCCAACAAUUGUUUUUUUCACAUCGAGAAACAACUUUGAGGUGUAUUUCACAGAUGGGAAAGCCUGUAAACAUCUUACAGAAAGUUGCAGUCCAGCAGCUCUGCAGGGGUUUUUUGCAUAUAUUUGACCAUUUUUUAAUUUGUCAGAAGUUUGUAUGGAAAACAGCUGCAAAUAUGCAAGAUGUCUUGUUUUGUAGUAAUUUAGUAGGAGUAAGUAUGCACUACCUUACCAGAAGAUAUGCAGGCUCCUUAACCGUCCUGCAAAUGCCAGUAAUCAGCAAUGACAAGGCUGAAAUGACAGAAGACCCAUUUACUGGGAUUCUCAGUUUUGUGCAGAUUCAUAUGCUGAAGAUCAAUUAAUCUAUAAGCAGAAGUUUGAGAGUGUUUUAUCCAAACUAAAAAAAAAUAUAUAUAUAAUCAAGUGUCCUGUGAAAUUACAAUGACGAUUGCACAAACUGUUUACUGUGUUAGAAUUGCUUUGUUAUUUAAAAGAACCUCCUACCUAUGUAGGAUGUUCAGUGCUUGAGUACAUGUGACUCUACCCCAGUAAAGCUUUAAUGAUCACGGUGAUUGUGGCAUUAGAAAGGAUCAACAUUUAUGCCAGGAAAUGCCAGGAGUGCAAGGGAAGUGAUAAUUUCUAUUGCAGACAGACAGACAAUAAAAAGGACCUUCUCCAGAUUGAGUCUGGAAAGAAAGCACUUACAAGGAGGAGUUUGUAUAGGAUUAAUAGCGUAUUACUUAAUUGCCUGACACACAUUUAAUUUGGAACUAGUGAACAAACUAUCACCUUAGAGUUUUUAAGGACCACAGUGUAAGUAUAGAUACUCAAAAUAAAUCUGGAAUUUAUUGGAGAAUUAUUAUUAUUAUUGCAGAAAAAGAAGUCACCUAGGUCUUACGGGGAGAUGACAUGUGGAUGGCUCUCUGGAUAUUUUAUUGAAGUAGCCACAUCUACAUAAGGUGUCCACUAGAGCCAAUCAGGUAUAUUAACUGCACAGAUAAUUGAGACCAAAGUCAGCUAUCUAAAAACACUCUUGAUAAGGAACGGAGGUUUUAUGUCAACUUCCUCAUGUUAAAGUGCAGAGCUUCACUAGCAGUGUAAUACAGAACACCCUAUUGACUUACAGAGGUGAUGCACAGAGAAGGCUCUGUAUUUACCUUUAUAUACUUAUUAAAAAAAAAAAAAGAAACAAACAUGUUUAAUAACGGACUUCAAUUUUGGAGCCGACUUGGUUUAGUUGCCUAGCGUGUGUUUGUGCUCACCACAGUGGCAGGCAUCUAUACAAAAUGCAUAUGCACAUGCCCGAAAGGAAACAUGCAAGGGCAGUCAAUCCCUUUAGGAAUGUAGGAAUGUGGCUGGAAAUAUUUUAGUUCCAGCGAAGCAAUAUAAACCUAGAACACAGGGUAGAUUAAGAGAAUACCAUAAAGAACCUCACUUCUGACCAGUGUGAUUGAAAAUACUACUGAUGCAACCUGUUACCUUCUUGUCUGAGUCCAAAGUACAUUUCUAUUUAGCGUUCACAUCAGUUUUUCAAGUUACUUAAUUUGCUUACGGUAUGAAAAAGGACGAGGGCAGAAACAAAAGCUGGAACUUGCACUCUAUUCUUGUAAUUCAUCUUAGCCUCCUGAAAAGAGGCAUCUUGAUUUUUCUGCCUGUCCAGCAUUUAGAGACAAUGCUCAUGCAUUCUAAAGUUAGCUGCCUGAUGCCCAACUAAGAUUGCACAGAUGAGCAAGGAUGUUCUCCUUGAAAGCAUAAAAAUAACUUUUAAAUUACACUUUAAAAUUAAAAAGUUUCAAAAUUAUUUAUCAAACAAUAGUAUUUUAAUUAUUUUUUAAUGAUAAACUUUUUACAGUAGAGACCAGAUCCCUUCAUAUAUUCAGAUGGUGAUUGGUACCAGGCAGUUCUGAUCCUGACCGCUUCCCUCAGGCUGUCCUCCUGCCUGUUUAUUAUUUAUUGAGAAACAGCUGAGAGCAAACAAUCCCCAUGGUUUUCUUCAGUAUCUCUGUGUAAACUUCCUUGAAGAUACAGAUUAUGGGUUUUUUUUCCGAAGAUUGCCCACAAAGAGCAUGUAUUUGAAGUACACACAAACAUCCAUUGCAAACCAUGUGUGAGCAACAUUUGGAUUAGAUGCAUGCAGUAGGCAUAGUGCCGAAUUUCCACUGUUGCAAGGACAAAGGGAACCUUGACUUUGCUGGAGCUGGACUCACUCAGCUGAGAGUUCACAGGUAGGACUGGUCCAGCCAGUCUACUAUAAAUUCUUUGGAUAUUUAGCUUUGUGGUAUCAUCAGAAUAAAAGCAGAUCAGCACUGUAUCUGAAGAAAAUACAGGUUGUAAUAGUUCUGGUUUAUGUAUUUUUUUUCUGUUUUCAGGUAUGCUGCUCAGCAUCUUUAUGCAUCUAUUAUAUAACACCUGUAAGCCAAAAGCUUUCUAAAUGCUUUCAGGCAUUUCCUUCCUGGGAGAUAGUUGGGAAGCAAGACCCAAAUCCAUCUUUCCUGUUCCAAACUUUCUGGCUGUGGUAUUAUAAAGUAAACAGUUCUGUCUUGCAGUAUUUCAUAGGGAACGGCUAUUUUAUGAUGCAAGAACACAAUUAACAAAUAUAAAGUUAAUGAUGGCUCUAAACAAACAUUAGCAUUUGCAUUGUUAUGUAUUUUCAUGCACCUUAAGCACUUCAGGGACAUUAGAGUGAUCUGUUACUAUCCUUAGACUAUGCACACCUUUUGUUACAUUGUUCUAUUUAUUAUAUCACCAAACACUAAUUAUAUCACUAAAACACUCAGAAUCUGGAAAAUCCAGUCCAACUGAAUUCGUGUUCUAAAAGUGUAAGGAAGACCAAACCAGGCUUAGAAAGGAAAAGAGAUUUGCAGCAUAUAUUUACACCAUUUUAAAAUAUUUUUUUCCAAAAAUUCAUGAAAUGUGACUAGAUUUCUGCAGGAAAUCAGUGUUGGAUGCGAAUUGUUCACUUACUAUUCUUUUUUCACUAAAUGUAAGAUCAUAUUAAUCAGACCACUUAAACAUAGUACUCACUAUCUACUUACUCAGCGUUUUCUUUUCGAGCAGAAUUUGUUUGCUGUUGUUCCUUUUUUGUUCUCUGAUUUGAGUAUGCUUGUGAUGAAACCUACCCUUCAGUCAUUUUUUGAGAUUGUCAUUUAAAAAAUUUAACAGAAUCCAUAGAUCAGCAUUUUUAUGCAGGUUUAUUGGUAUUAGGUAAGGCACAGCAGUUUGCUCCUGUGCUUAAAAAUUACUGUAUCAUCAUAAGACUUGCUGAAUGGCAUAUAUGGGCAGAUGUUGAUUUUUUUAAAAUCAGUGCCUGUUUUAUUCUAAUGUACAUACUAUGUCAGUUCCUCAAUUUGCAGUUAUCUUUUUACAAAAGUACUGUAAUGUAUAACCAGGGCUUUCUGACGUUCAGUUUAGUUCAGAUCAACUAAUUCUGGAAAGUGUUAACAGUGUCGAAUUUUAAAAGUUCUCAUGGAAUAUCUUGGCAGCAUGCUAUUUUGAGAGUUGGCCUCUUAAGUAUGCCAUAUUUAGUGGAACAACUGAAAGCUUCUUAGAUGCAAAGGAAAUGCUUGCACUGAAGUAUCUUAAGUUAUAUUUCAUUUAUUAUUAAAUCCUUUUUGAUUUUACAAGAAAUGUAAGACAAAUAUGAAUGUGUUCUUUUGAGAAGCAGUUACUGUAUUUUGAUUUAAAUAACUGUUAUGAUUUUAUAGUUCAAGGCCGUAAACCACAAAGAGACCAGUUCAUGCUGAAGUGGCAAAUGAAAUGUGAUCCAGCUUGUAAAUUGAUCAUUGUUUCAAUAAAGAAUUUGCACAGAG
Tyto alba (common barn owl) is the source of this 9756-nucleotide messenger RNA. It is a transcript of the gene MFAP3L, whose product is annotated as microfibril associated protein 3 like. The transcript has 5 exons. NCBI's taxonomy places the organism in Eukaryota, Metazoa, Chordata, Aves, Strigiformes, Tytonidae. The record is from RefSeq and is a predicted model, not a curated record. Bases 4207 to 5355 code for a protein of 382 amino acids.